Messenger RNA from Babesia microti strain RI, 6555 nucleotides. Its product is annotated as BMN1-5B. The coding region runs from base 1 to 6555 and encodes 2184 amino acids. The transcript is spliced from 3 exons. Gene Ontology annotation, cellular component: nucleus. NCBI's taxonomy places the organism in Eukaryota, Apicomplexa, Aconoidasida, Piroplasmida, Babesiidae. The record is from RefSeq and is a predicted model, not a curated record. Gene Ontology annotation, molecular function: nucleic acid binding; ATP binding.
AUGGCUGAAGAAUACGAACGCCAUGCACGCUUCCAAUACCGCAACAACUCAAAUCUAGUUCUACACAGAGAAGGGCCAGUAUCAUCUAAUGAACCAACUGGAGAGCCAGAAAGUCUGGUUGGUCGUAUCUACCACAAGAUGGGCGAUUGUGUGGAGUUUACCAGACCAAAGAUGCCGGAAAAUAAGCCAAAUAAGACUAAAAGACGACCAAAGCUGGAUAUAUCACUGGGUCAAUCAGUACUAAAUGUCAAGUGUAAUCAGGGUUACCAACCCAACAGCUCAAAGACGAAGAAGAUCUAUGAACAAUUACUAACGCUUAUCCAGCAGAUUCUAGGAGAUCAGCCCUUCGAAAUGCUGAGUGACGCUGCCAAUGAGAUCAUUUCAUUGCUGCGCGGAGGAGGUACAAUCGACCAGUUAAGAGAUUCAAUUGGCAAUGUCACUGAUAGUGACUAUGCGUCACUGAAUGUCAUGUGCAAGGAGUUAUCCGAUUUUGACUCACUUACCAUGAGCACCGGUGCUGAUACAGAAGGCGUUUCGCUCCUUUUUGAUGAAGAGGAUGAUGAUACUUUAGAUGUUUUGGAGUCGGAGAUAGAUGAUGAAAUUGACAAUGAGAUAACAGAUGAAUAUGAAAAGGCCAAACAACAAAACUGCAUCCAACUAAAUGAACCGGAUGAGAAACUUUCCAUCGACGAACACAAAAUUCCCAUCACCAGCAUCGAUUCCCACUGGUUACAAAGGGAACUCAACAGGUUGUACAACAACCCGGAGCAGUCAGUGGCGAUGGAAAAGGAAUUGUUGAAGGCAUUGCAAAUAAUGGAUAUACAAGAGUGCGAAAAUACGAUAGUAACAUUGUUCAACUAUGAAAAUUUUGAUUUUUGCAAGAAGUUGCUACAUAAUAGGUGGCAAAUAUACUACUGCACGAGGUUGGGUCAAGCGCAAUCUGAAGUCGAGGCACAGGACAUAAAAAAUGAGAUGGCAAAGGUACCGCAGGGCCAGUUAGUGCUAGAAGAGCUCCAAUUAUCAAAAAAUCGUCGUAAUUUGGAGGAAGAAAAGGCGAAGAAUUUGCGUGUUGAAAUGGCUUCUUUGCGUCACAAUGACACAAAGUUGUAUUCUCACACAGAUGUCGAUUUAGACACUGAUAACAUAACAAAUAGCACAGGUACAACAAAUAGAGUUAACAAUGUUGAUGAACAAAAUUUUACAAUAUCAUUGGAAACGUAUGCCUUCGCCCAAGGCUCACAGUUUAUGUCAAAUGAGAAAGUUGUUCUUCCGGAGGGAUCUGAACGCGUGGAAACUAAGGAAUAUUCCAAAGUGACAAUUUUUCCAGCACUUAGGCCAGAUAACACAAUCAAAUCAGUCCCUAUUUCAGCACUUCCAAUGUGGGCACAGCCUGCAUUUAGCGUGGCAAAAAUUGAUAAGCUUAAUCCUGUACAGUCCGCGGUAUUUGAGGUAGCUUUUAAAAUGUAUGAGGAAAAUUUAUUGAUCUGUGCACCUACCGGCGCGGGCAAGACGAAUGUGGCAAUUUUAGCCAUUCUGAAUGCCAUAGGGGAGACAUUGGGCCUCACAGACCAGUCAGAGGCCAUACCUUCUCUUGGGACAAAACCCUCCUUUUUAAUCGCCUACAUAUCUCCCAUGAAAUCUCUGGUAUCCGAACAAACCCAGUCAUUCUCGCUCAGGCUGAAUCAGCAUGGAAUAAGGGUGGAAGAGCUGACUGGUGAUGUAUCCGUAUCUCGGGCACAACUUGAGAAAACGCAUAUAAUUGUAACUACGCCAGAGAAGUUUGACGUAGUUACACGUAAAACAGGCAAUGAGCCCCUGCUUGAGCGGCUUAGAUUGGUUAUAAUUGAUGAAAUACACCUACUCCAUGACACUAGGGGUCCAGUGCUGGAGGCUAUUGUGGCCCGCCUGAGUCAGAGGCCCGAACGCGUAAGGCUAGUUGGUCUAUCGGCCACGCUUCCAAACUACGAAGACGUGGCUAGAUUUCUCACUGUUAAUCUAGACCGAGGGCUUUUCUACUUUGGCAGCCACUUUAGGCCUGUGCCCUUGGAGCAGGUGUAUUAUGGCGUGAAGGAGAAGAAGGCUAUCAAACGUUUCAACGCAAUCAACGAAAUUCUCUACCAAGAGGUGAUUAACGAUGUUUCUAGCUGCCAAAUUCUUGUUUUUGUGCAUUCUAGAAAGGAAACGUACAGGACGGCAAAAUUUAUCAAAGACACGGCCCUUUCACGGGACAACUUGGGAGCCUUCAUUUCUGAAUCUUCAUCACGAGAGAUUUUGGCAAGUGAAGCCAGCAAUUCCAAGUCGUCCCAACUUACAGAACUGCUGCCUUUUGGGUUGGCUAUCCACCAUGCAGGGCUAGAGCGUUCAGAUCGCCAGCUUGUGGAAGACCUGUUUGCUGACAAGCACAUACAAGUGUUAGUAUCAACGGCUACUCUUGCUUGGGGGGUGAAUCUACCCGCACACACAGUGAUAAUAAAGGGAACUCAGGUCUUUUCUCCUGAAAAGGGCGAGUGGUCCGAGUUGUGUCCCCUUCAUGUUACCCAGAUGCUGGGUCGGGCCGGCAGGCCCCAAUACGACACAAAGGGCAAGGGAGUGAUCAUAACGGAGAUGGCAAACCUACAGUUCUACCUAUCUUUGAAUAACCAUCAGUUGCCCAUAGAGUCCCAACUUGUGCCACAGCUUCCCAACGUCAUAAACGCGGAAAUUGCCUCCAGGAAUGCAGCUUCCUUGGAAGAAUGCUUGAAAUUUUUGAAGAGCACCUACCUGUACGUGCGAUUGUGUAACAAUUUGACCCUGUAUAUGAAAGAAUCCGUGGAUAAAAACUUGUCGGCCGAUGACGCGGCUAGGAUAUUCAUGCUAUCGGCACUGGGCCAGCUGCACCAACUGGGCAUGGUGAGGUAUGAACCCAAGUCGGAAACUGUCCAACCCACCUUUUUAGGCACCAUCUCCUCUCACUAUUACUUGAGGCCAGAGUCCAUAUCCGUAUUCUCUAACCACUUGAAGCCGGAUAUGUCUGACGCGGAUUUACUACGGCUCUUCUCCCUAAGCUACGAAUUUAGGUAUAUCCCAGUGCGUGAACAAGAGGCCAUCGAGUUGGGCAUGUUGAUGGAGAAAGUGCCCAUUCCUAUCAAAGGUAUGCAUACCGAGGCAACUUCUAAGAUUAUCAUUUUGUUACAGGCCUACAUAUCUCGUCUUAAACUUGAGGGGUAUGCGCUGGUAUCGGAGAUGACUUAUAUACGUCAGAAUGCUACCCGAAUCAUGCGUGCCUUUUUUGAGAUUGGAAUUAAACGUGGCUGGGCUAACGUAGCAGAGAAGGCAUUGUAUUACAGCAAAUGCAUUGAGCACCAAAUGUGGUCUAGUAGUUUGCCGCUUAGACAAAUCCCAUACGUGCCCUUGGAUGUGAUCAAAAAGCUUGAGCGUAAGGAUUUCCCCUUUGAACGAUACUAUGACUUGUCGGCCCUAGAGUUAGGCGAAUUGAUUAGAAACACCAAAUAUGGAGAGCUUUUGUUCCGGGCUGUCCACUCCAUACCUAAGUUGGACGUUCAGGUUUAUGUCCAACCCCUAACUAGUACCAGGGUGGCAAUUGAACUUUGUGUUAUUUCUUGUUUUGUCUGGGAUAACACAUCCAACGUUCAUGGGAAGGCUGAAAGAUUUUGGCUUCUGGUUGAGGAUGUGGAUUGUCAAAAAGUGCUUUACUACGACCUUAUAUCCAUUUCUCGCAAUGAAAGUGAAAAGACAUAUAAUUUCACCGUUCCUAUCUCACAGCCCCUUGCGCCAAACUACUACUUGAAGAUCAUUUCGGACAGCUGGAUUAACGUAGAGACAUGCACCAGCAUCUCUUUUAACAACCUUAUAUUGGUAGAUUCUCCCAGUAAACACACCGAGUUGCUUGAUCUAGUCCCCUUUCCUGUCUGCAAUAUGAAAAAUGAGCUUGCCCAGCGGUAUCUCGAGAAGCUACCAGGCUUUGCAAAACUAGGGAUCAGUAACGGCUGCCUAGACGGCAUCCAGACUCAGAUUUUUGAGUGUCUCUCUGCUGGUACCGAAAACGUGCUUUUGUGUAUUCCACCAAUGUGUGGAAAAAGGCUUUGCAUCGACUUUGCCAUUCUUGAACGCCUUAACUCUGGGAGCUGUGAAAAUUCUGUCAUUGCGCUAAUGGCAUCAAGUGACAAAAACGCUCGCCAAUACUACCACUUGUACCAGAACCUGUUUGAAGGGCUUCAAGUGGCACUUUUGGACGGAGAUCUGAAGGGGGACUGCAACAAGUUCUUCUCUUCACAUAUGAUCAUAGGCACCCCUUUCCAAUAUGACAAUUUAUUCAGGCGCUGGAAGUCACGAGAAAUAUUUCAGUCAAUUUCUUUAUUCAUUGUGGAUAACCUCCACAUGGUAUCAAAUCCGACUGUGGGCCCAGAGAUGGAAGUAAGUAUAUCACGGUUACGAUUUGCUAUCACGCAGCUCAACCUGCAAGUUAGGAUAAUUGCACUUUCAUAUCCAGUGGGCAACGCUUCAGACAUAUCUAAUUGGAUCGGGGCCAGCAAAGUGUUCAACUUCUCUACUGACGCACGUAAAACUCCAUUGGCUGUUAGCAUUCGUUCGGUUGAAUCUUCUGAGAGAGAGGAGAGGUUAAUGUCUAUUUUGAAGACUCUCAAGGCUGAGAAGCUCUAUCCUCUUGAAAGACCCUGCUGCGAUGGUGUCGUUGACUCUUCAAAAAAAGUUAUUAUAUUCUGUACAGACGCAGUAGAGACUCGCAUUACCGCAGUUGAAAUUGCGCUUAGAAGACAAGCGGCGGUGCCUGAAUGGGAGGGUCUCAGCCUGAUGGAAGAGAUAAUUUCCCAAAACGAGAUAAGCGAGCGUUCAUUGGUUGAGACGCUAAAAACAAGCAUUGGGUAUAUCCAUGGGUACACUGAUGAGUCUGAGUUUAGGCUGAUAGAGAUAUUGUUUGCUUGUGGGCUGAUUGAUACCUUAGUAGUUGACCAAUCGGUAGUUGAUGAUUUAAGGGUUUUUGCACCUUCUGUAAUCAUAAAGGACACGAAAUUUUUGACGCCAAUUUUUACUCCAAUACAAUUGGAGCUUCCCUGCAUUGGACUUUCUGAAACUGACUAUUCACCCCUACAUUUACUACACCUGCUUUCUCUAUCGGACGGAAUAAGGUCAUCAGGCGCAGAAUUUUUUCCUCUGUUUGACACAGAAUUUCUCCAUCAUUUUGGCCCAUCCCUCACUCAAUAUGUAACGAAAUGGUAUAAAAAUCCGACAUCCACUAAAACCACAGCAAAAGGCGUAGUCUUUACCCUUAAUAGCCUUAAAGACUACUACAAAACAGCACUUUUCGAAGCACUUCCUGCAGAAAGCGCACUGGAGACACGCUUGGAGGAACAUUUUAAUUCCGAAAUAGUUUUGGGCACAAUCGAAAACCAGCAAGAUGCCUUGGACUGGCUCACUUGGACACUCUACUACCGCAGGCUAUCUAAGAAUCCAAACUACUAUGGCCUAAUGGCUGUAACAAAUGAACACUUGAGCGACCACUUGUCAGAACUGGUGGAAAAUACCCUAACCAGUCUGGAAAAAAUGCAGCUUGUUGAAGUUUCAGAUACAAUAUCUCCGCUAAACACGGGUCUAGUCGGGGCAUACUACUGCCUACGUUGCGAAACAAUCGAACUGUUCCACCGUUCAAUCCAGCCAAACUUGACGCGAAGGCUUCUAAUCACAAUAAUUUGUGCCUCUUGUGAAAUUGAAAGCCUGCCUUUGCAUCAAAACGAAGAGUCUGUUAUCAAUCGUAUUGCCCGCAAAUUGGGGCUACCGACGCUAGAGCAUGGAGGAGUCUUUGUCAACCCUCACUUCAAGGCCUCCACGCUGGUGGAGGCACAUAUGAAUCGCAUACCUCUACCGCGAAAUCUCGCAAGGGAUGUCCAAUUUUUGCUACCCAUCUUUCUGAAGCUAUCGCACGCGUUGGUGGACAUUAUAAGCUCCAACAUGUGGCUGACCCCUGCACUGGUGGUAAUGGAGACCUGCCAACUCGUAGUCCAGGCACUUUGCGCUGCCAAUUCGCCCCUUAUGCAAUUACCGCACUUUGAUAUUGAGAUUUGUCAAUCGCUGUGUGAAGAGUACAAAGUUAAUGAUGUUUUGGACUUUAUCUCCAUGGACGAGCAUUUGAGGGACAAGGUGCUAGAGCGUUUUACUGAGGCUGAGAAGGCAGAUAUUGCCAACGCCUGUAACUCAUACCCCAUUUUACAGGUUGAAUUCGCCUUGGAUACAGAAAAGGCGGAGCCGGGGCAGUCCAUUACCCUAACUGUUCAGAUAAACAGGGACAACGAGGCAUCUCUGGUGUCAUGUCCAUAUUACCAGGCCGACAAGAGGGAGGAGUGGUGGUUGGUGGUGGGGGACCGUGGUGAAAAUGCUCUUUAUGGCAUAAAACGUAUAGCAGCAACCAGCAAGAAAGUCACUAGUACUCUGGAAAUUGAUGCGCCUAGCCAGCCUGGGGAUCACAAGCUCGUGCUCUAUCUAAUGAGUGAUUCUUAUGUGGGUUGUGACCAGGAGUUUGAGUUUUUUAUCCACGUAUCAUAA